Sodiomyces alkalinus F11 is the source of this 366-nucleotide messenger RNA. RefSeq lists its product as hypothetical. Bases 103 to 300 code for a protein of 65 amino acids. NCBI's taxonomy places the organism in Eukaryota, Fungi, Ascomycota, Sordariomycetes, Glomerellales, Plectosphaerellaceae. The record is from RefSeq and is a predicted model, not a curated record. The transcript has a single exon.
GUUGUUGGUUAGCAAGGACAGGAGACAGGAGCCGGCGGAGCCCGUGGGGUUACGUACUGUAUAUGAGUUUGUAAGUGUCUAAGCUAUCUGACUGCAGUCGUGAUGUUGCAGGUCGAGCAUAUGCAUGUAUCACUCAGUUGUUGUCUCCCUCCCGUCGUGAUGAACACAGUACGUACGUUAUGUAUACUUUGUACGUACGUCGUAGUAGCCCCGUGCGGGGCAUACCAAUGGUUCGUCAGUAUUGCGGUCAUCGGUCAUCACUACCAAAGGUAUACCAUGUACGGAUUUCUCCACGCAUAGGUCCAUCGUUUUCAACUUCGGAUUAAAAGCAGGAAGUCGCAGUUCCCUCAUUUUGGUUCGCUGCUA